Gallus gallus (chicken) is the source of this 663-nucleotide messenger RNA. RefSeq lists its product as uncharacterized. Bases 32 to 475 code for a protein of 147 amino acids. The record is from RefSeq and is a predicted model, not a curated record. The transcript is spliced from 5 exons. Lineage: Eukaryota; Metazoa; Chordata; Aves; Galliformes; Phasianidae.
GGCGCCAUUUUCGAGUGGACUCGGAGCUCCCAUGCGGCGGCGGUCGGAGGCACCGGCAGGAGGAGCUGUGCCCCAGGUGAGGGCAGCUGCUCGAAGAGAUGGAAGCAGUGACCCUCCCCAGGCGCAGCCCUUUGCAGUGCUGUUGCAGAACCAGGGCUGGAGCAGUGCAGGGCUGCUCUGCUGCAAACCCGGUUGCAGGCUGAUAGCACCGGGAAGGAAAAAACCCAAAGCAACACAAAAGUCCCGAGGUAUGUGUUUAAUGAAGGAAUAUUCGUCACUCUUCACUGUUGCCAGAACAGGAGAAGGGACAGCACUCAGAGCGUUCUCUCUGAAAUCCAGUUUGGUUAUAGCAUAUGCCAGUCUUCCUAAAGCUUUCCCUCAGGCCUUCAUCAUCUCCCAUAGACAGCACUGUAUUGACAGAAAGCUCUACAGAGGUAACAAACGUGGAGCCUGCCUUCACUGCCAGAAGCACUAAUGAAAUACGUUGCUGAGAAGAGAAUCUGGAGAGCACUUCAGUGUACACAGUGAGUGGCAUAGAUGUGUGGGGCGUAUUUUAAAGAGACAGCCUUUAUUUAAAGUACUUUGCUUUGUAGUUCUUAUAAAGUAAACAUUACAUUUUUUUUUCCCACAAAUAUAUUAAAACUGUUUAAAUUUAAAAGGCAA